AUGUGGCUUCCACAUCUAUAUCUUGCAUACCUUAUCGGCCUUUCUGCAACAUUGUGUACCUCAAAAUUUACUGCCAUUUCUUCUGGUGCCGAAUACCUAGAUAUUGGAGGGAAAUGGUCUGUUCGCAAUGCCAAUGGCAGCGUCAACAUUCCCGCCACCGUUCCUGGACUAAUCCAAACCGACCUCGAAGCUGCAGGAUGGCCAUCACUGUUGAGUGGUGAUAAUUGUAAGUUGCUCGAGAUUUUAAAUGUUGGUAAUUUCGAAUAUAGAGAACUUAUCGAGCAAUGCGUCAUUUCAGUUGAUUACUAUAACUGGGUUCCUCUCGACAACUGGACAUUUUCAUAUACUCUCCCGGCAAAAUCACACCAUGGAACAAAGUGGUCUGCCUUCAAGAAGGUAUAUCUCGUCUUUGAAGGCAUUGAUACUGUAGCCAAUAUUCGACUUGGUAAUGAAACUGUUGGCUAUGCCAAUAAUCAAUUCCGGCAGUGGAGUUUUGAUGUUACCUCGGUGUUCAAGUCCUCCACUAGUGAUAUUGAGCUAUCGGUAGAGAUUAUCAGCCCGGUACAAUACAUGUUUGAUAUCUUCCAGUCGACCGGCUCACCAUGGACAGAGUUCACAAACUAUGCUACAAUGUAUCCAGAGGGACGAGAGUAUAUUCGGAAGGUCCAAUCAGAUUUUGGGUGGGAUUGGGGUCCCCAUUUUGCACCUCAAGGGAUAUAUCGGGAUGCAUAUUUGGUUGGUCUUGAUGAUGGUGUAUAUGUGACCAACACCUUUAUCGAUAUCUUCAAAGUUGGACAGAGGCCCAACACGAUCCCAGAUCAGUCAGCUUCUUGGGUUGUUAACGUGAGCGUCGAUUAUCUCUCAGCGAACGAAAACACAUCCAUUGCCUUGGAUGUAGAUAUUGCUGACCAUAAAGGCCACGCGGAUGAUAAGGUAAAUGAAGGAUUUAGCAGCAUAACUUUGAGUUUCAACAUCAACGAGGGUGCAAUCGAACGCUGGUGGCCAGCGAGCUUUGGCAACCCUACUUUAUACAAUGCGAGCAUUUCUCUAACACCUUUGAACGAGCCAAAAAAUAUGAAAAGGCCUAUAAAGGCUGCGAAAUACACAAAACAAACGGGGUUUCGCACCAUUGUUUUAGACCUCACGCCUUACACUGAUAGGCCGGGUAACCACUUUAGUUUUCAGAUUAAUGGACAUGUUUUCAAUGCAAAAGGAAGCAACCUGGUACCUCUCGAUCCAUUCGAGCCCAGGGUCAAUACUGAACAGAUUCGGAGAUUAUUUCAAUCGUCCCUCGGUGCUAACAUGAACCUCCUUCGAGUUUGGUCUUCGGGCAACUAUUAUGCCGAUGAAUUUUACGACGCAGCUGACGAGAUGGGCUUGCUGCUGUGGUCGGAAUUUGAAUUCAGUGAUAAUUAUUAUCCGGUGUUUUCAGAGUUUUUAGACAAUGUUCGCCACGAAGUUGUCUAUCAAAUGCGUCGCCUCAAUCGACAUCCCGCACUCGCAGUAUGGUGCGGUGGGAAUGAACUUGACGGAUACGUCGAAAACGCCUUGAAAGACAACGCCACCUACGGACAAUCAUGGUUUAGCAACUUCACCAUACUUGAAGGAGAGACCAUUUGGCCUCUUGUUUAUCAAAAUACCCGCUCGCUGUCAUGGCUGCAGUCAAGCUCUUCGCUAGGUUACAUCUCCUACAACCCUGAAACCGGCGUUUGGAUACCUCGAUAUGGAAACAACAGCCCAUAUUAUGGGCCUGCUGAGAAUUAUAAUCUCAAAUGGCAAGAUGGCUCCUUGUUCAAUAAUUCUCAGAUUCCUGCGACUCGUUUUGCGGUGGAAUUUGGCGCUUUGAGUUAUGAUUCUCUGGAAGGCUAUCGCACUAUUCUUCCGGACAGUGAGAUCCGACCUAAUGGAUCCGGCCUUAUGGCCCGAUGCUACGAUGGAGGAUCAACUACAUACGCCGAUCUACUAGGGGGUAUCCAGCGUUACUAUAUUUAUCCCAACUUAACAGAUCCGAUCAAGCAAUUCGACCAAUUUUCGUGGACGAGUCAGGUAUAUCAGGCUGAAAUAAUGAAACACCAGAUUGAAUCAUAUCGACGUGGCAUUGGUCAAGAGGAAAACAACCUGGGACAACUCUUUUGGCAGUUGAAUGCUCCAUGGACGACAUUGCAGCUUUCUGCAAUAGAGUAUACCGGUAGAUGGAAAGUCCUUCAACAUGUGGCCAAGCAAACAUACGAGCCAGUCAUCGUGAGUAGUUGGUUCGAGCCUCUGAACGACACAUUCAAUAUUUGGGUUGCUUCUGACGCCUGGGAACCUGUUACCGGCGAAGUGAUAGCGACGUGGUAUCAAUGGUCUGGCGAGAAAUUGGCCUCCUCUACAUACCGAUUUGCUCUGAAUGCGCUUGAUAGCAAGAGCGUCGUUCAACUCACAGGUUGGAGAUCUAUUCUACCCGCGAAAGGCACAAAUACUACUAGUAUUCUAUUGCUCAAACUGAAUGCGACAUCACAGUCCACGUUAAAGACAUUUACCAGUGAGAAUUUCUGGGUUCCGCGCUACUUGAGCAACGCCACGAUUGUUGAUCCUGGUCUCGAAAUACAAUACACAGGACAAUUGACUUGGAGAGUCCGAGCAACGAAAGGCGUAGCUGCGUAUGUCUGGCUGACAGAUCCCAAUAUAUCAAACGAACAGAAGCUCCAGGCUGGUUUGGCGGGAUAUUUCAGCGAUAAUGCAGUGUUUAUGGCAAAAGGAGAAGAGCGAGAAUUCACAUAUACAUUACUCGAGGGAGCUGAAAUACCGGAUGAUGCUUGGGCGCAGAAAGUGACUGUGCGAUCAUUCUGGAAUAAUAUUGCAAAUUAG
Molecule: messenger RNA, 2850 nt
Organism: Talaromyces proteolyticus
Lineage: Eukaryota; Fungi; Ascomycota; Eurotiomycetes; Eurotiales; Trichocomaceae
Product: glycoside hydrolase superfamily
Exons: 9
Coding region: 1-2850 (949 amino acids)
Biological process (GO): glycoprotein catabolic process
Molecular function (GO): beta-mannosidase activity
Source: RefSeq, a predicted model, not a curated record